This is a messenger RNA of Aphanomyces astaci, 1479 nucleotides long. RefSeq lists its product as hypothetical. The transcript is spliced from 6 exons. Gene Ontology annotation, molecular function: protein binding. The coding region runs from base 1 to 1479 and encodes 492 amino acids. NCBI's taxonomy places the organism in Eukaryota, Oomycota, Saprolegniomycetes, Saprolegniales, Verrucalvaceae. The record is from RefSeq and is a predicted model, not a curated record.
AUGAGCUUGCCGGAGAAGGCGCGGAACAAGCGUACCCACAAGGUGGAGAAGCUCCAUCUGAAGGCACUCGUGCUCGCCAAGAAGCGCGACAAGGCGCAGUGGAGACAGGUCUUGUCCGAACACAACGAUGGCAAGCUGCGGCAUUGGCAGGCCAAGGAAGCGUCCAUCAACACCAAGAUCUCCAACUUGCGUGCAGACAUGCUCAAGAAGAUUCAGAACCCCCUGGAACUGUUUCCAGCUGACCAAGUGGCGUGGCAUGCAGCAAAGUUCGGUCUCCUUUCUCUCCUCCAGGCGCAUAUCCACACCCCUGGCGCGCUGGAGUAUCGAGAUGCGUCGUCGUCCGGCACGGCCCUCCACGUCGCAGCGUACUUUGGACACCUGGACUGCGUGCAGUUUCUCACGCAAUCAGACGCCGACGUGAAUGCGACCAACUCCUUCGGGUUCACACCCCUGCUGUGUGCGGCGGAGCAGCAGCAAGCGGACGUCGUGUCCUUCCUCACAUCUCUACCUCGCGUGGAUCCAUACAUUCGAAGCACAUCGGGACUGCUAGCAAUCCACGUGGUGCGCAAAGGUGCGAGUCUGUUCGGAGACAAGUACGGCCGCUACGCCAAGUGCAGCCGCGCCCUGGACGCCAGAUGUGCGGUUAUCCACGGCUGGCUGUUUGAGAGUCUUCGCGGCACGCUGCUCAACCGACUCGUGCUCGAGAACGUCGGGUUCAAGGCGCAUUCUUGGCAUCAACGGUACAUGGCCGUCCUCCGCACGAGCGCCACGUCCCCAGAGCUCGAGUUCGUCGCGUACGAGACCCCAGCCCCCAACGCGUGUCCAGCCGUUCCCGUGUGGGUGGCGGUGUAUCGCAUGGGCGACCCCGUCACGUGGCCCAUCCCCAAGCGCAGCCUCAACAACAAGCCGCACACAUUCUCGUUCACUGGCGUCGAAAUAUUCCCUUCCAAGCAGGCGGCAGCUACGUUUGAGUUCGCCGCGCUGAGCGAGGAGGCCUUUACGACGUGGAUGCAGUUCUUCGAGCAUGCGUUCAUCGAUGCGUCGGGGAUGGCCCCGCUGUCUUCGAGUGUCGAGCAUGGCUCGAUCCCAGUCGCGGACGAAGUGCCGUUCGAGGACCUCUUCCCGCCAUCGCCCGCCGCCCUUCCGCUGGCCAAAUCCCUCGCGAUGGCCCCGUUGCCUGCGACAAGGGCGGCCAGCCUCGAACAUGCGACCCCCGCUCCAGUCGUCGAGGAAGCGCAUGAAUUUGCCGUCAAACUGUCGCCGUCCGCCCCAGACUUUUCCAUGCUUCCGCCGGCGUCGGCGCCGGACGCCCACGAGUGCGUCGUGUGCUUCGACGGACCCCAGGAAGGAGUGUGCGUGCCCUGCGGCCACCACGCCGUGUGCAUGGCCUGCGCCCGCUGCCUCCUCGCGCACCCGCCCGCGUCCUGUCCCGUCUGUCGGGGUCCCGUCCGUGAAAUCAUCCGCAUGUUUCGGUGCUGA